GACGCGAAAAGCACAAAUGCAAUGGCUACCGCCCCAGACUACAAGAAUAUCCCCCACUCGCACCGCCUGCCCGUAAGCCACCGCGAAGUCCAGCGCACCUUCACCAAGCUCUCCCGGCAAUCCCUCGUCUCCCUCGCCCUGCAAUGGCUCAGCAAAAAGAACCGCGACUUCUGCAAGCCCUUCCUCCUGGAAGACCGCACCGACGAGGACAACGACGAGAUAUACGAGCCGGCGCAAAGUUAUGAGGUGCUUCAGGACAUGUACAAGCAGCUGGCGGCGCGCAAGGGCGGCAGGAGAGAGGUCCUCGAUCGCAUACUCGAAGGAGACUGGAGACACGGCAUAUCCAUGUACCAACUGGCAACAGCAGAGAUACAGUACCUCCUCGACCACCCCAAUGCCCUGCGCUGGACAGCGAAGCGCCUUACAAAGAUACCGAAUGCGCGAUCACCGGUAACCGACAUGGAAGUCACAAACGACUCUGACCACCUCCCUCGCUUCCAAGCACAAACCUUCAUGUCGAAUCUUGCAAGGGAAUUGACGCCGCUGAUGAAAGCCCACUACCUCAUCACACGAAUAAAGACUUCGCCAAUGACAAUACUUCGCGUCUACAUACACGAUUCACCGUACAGCAAUGAGGCAUCGCUGGCGGUUGAUUCCAGCAACACGGGCCACGCAAAGGCCGUCUUCUUCAUAUGGCCCAACGGCUCGCCUUUUGUCUAUUCGUCUUUGGCAACACUGACCGGUCAAGUCGUGGGGGAUGAAGGGCGGCAUCUGAGGGAAAUUGUGCAGCAAGCAAUACCCAAGGCAUUCUCGAAGCCUUCUGCACGCUACCAGCUGACCGGCACCAACUUCACGACCAAGUCGCUUGAAGCGCUUUUGACAUAUCGCGGCCCUGGCAAGAGCAAUGCGGCAGCAGGUGGUUGGAGCAUCUUUCAAGAUCACAGUUUUAGUCAGAACGCGCUGGAUUUCAUUACUACACAGAAAGGCGAUCGGCAAGAGAAGCCUUCAAACGACAAAAGCAGCACAAAUGGCGGGACCAAAGCUGGCCCGGGCAGGCCCAAACGACCCUUGGAUAAUAAGGAGUCACCAGAGUCCAAGCGUCGGAAAGAGGUGGCUGCUGGUCGCUUCGGCACUUCAGCCCAGCCAGAUGAUGGUCAGGGGCUCGAACGAGUCGAGGUCCGCAUUGACGAUCCAUUCCCAACUACUUCAAACGGCAGCGACAGCAUACAAACUGACGGCGAGACAUCACGUGUCGAGGCGCAAACAACAAUUCGUUCGCGUCGUGGUCGCCCUUCGCUGCUUGACAGGACCGACCAAGACCUCGAGGAGAUUGAGAACGAACAAGGCUGGGUACCAAACGUGCGCAUUACGUUCCAGGGUACUCAUGUCUUUGCGGGAAUGCGGCAGCUAGUUGAAGAGGGCAUUGUCGAUGGCGAGAAGAUGCCGGGCUGGAUGACUGGCGAGGCGGGUGUGACGAUAGGCUCGGUUAAAGAUGGACGGAUACGAAGCAAGGAUGGAGUGCCGGGUGUGUGACGGGCUCUUUUUCAAACUUUGAAUGCGCGGCGCUGCAGGUGUUUUGCUACUUGGUAUACCCAUCAUGUUUGCGGCGUAUGGCUUUCUUUCUCUUGGGUAGUAGAGAUGACGGUUUCUUAGCCCACUGCAAUCCAGGCAUGUGAAGAGGAGUCACAGUGUUCACGAUGUCUCCCUCACGUGGAUAGCGUGGGCCAUAACUACAGCUGCAUAGCGUGUGCUCUGGCUACAGCCUGGAUAAUUGGAUAGCAUGUGCCCUGAC
Messenger RNA from Exserohilum turcica Et28A, 1792 nucleotides. RefSeq lists its product as uncharacterized. Gene Ontology annotation, biological process: chromosome segregation; CENP-A containing chromatin assembly. The transcript has a single exon. Bases 22 to 1533 code for a protein of 503 amino acids. The record is from RefSeq and is a predicted model, not a curated record. Lineage: Eukaryota; Fungi; Ascomycota; Dothideomycetes; Pleosporales; Pleosporaceae.